AUGGCUUGCAAAACUGCUUUUCAUAAAACCAGGUUCCAAGAAAUGUUUGAUCCUCCUUAUUAUGAACUGUUUUCGCUAAGGGACAAAGACAUUUCUGCAGAUCUGGCAGACUUGUCAGAAGAAUUGAACAACUACCAGAAGACGCGGCGCUCCUCCACCACCUCCCAGUGCAUCCAUGACCACCACUGUGGGUCGCUGACCUCCAGCGUCAAACAAAGCAGGGCCAACCUCAGUUCCAUGGAACUUCCUUUCCGAAAUGACUUUGCACAACCACAGCCAAUGAAAACAUUUAAUAGCACCUUCAAGAAAAGUAGUUACACUUUCAAACAGGGACACAAGUGCCCUGAACAGUCCCUAGAAGAUCGAGUAAUGGGGGAGAGUCCCUGCGAAAUUUAUGUCAGGGAACGAGAAGAUUCUGCAUAA
This is a messenger RNA of Symphalangus syndactylus (siamang), 423 nucleotides long. Its product is annotated as neuropilin and tolloid-like protein 2. The record is from RefSeq and is a predicted model, not a curated record. NCBI's taxonomy places the organism in Eukaryota, Metazoa, Chordata, Mammalia, Primates, Hylobatidae.